AAAAUCCUCGAUGUCAAAAUACUUGACCGAGCUGGGACUUUGGCCUCCCACUGGCCACUGGCCCUCACCGUUGGCUGCUGUCAGCCAGGAACCCUCUCUCUUUCUCUCUCUGCGCUGCGAUUCUCCAACCCCCACUCAUCUUAAAUGGCACGACAGAUUGCAGUUCUAACUGCUCCGGGAAGCCUUGUAUUUUUCAAAGGUGGAGCAAAACGUUCAGGUUGGGCUCAGCUCUUAUCCGAUGCUCCUCUGACUCUGAAAGUAUCAGGGACGAAGCUGUCGUCGUCGGUAAGCUGUAGAAGGAAGGGGUUUGGAUCUUUUGGUUCGGAGGGAUCAAGGAGCUUCGAAGUUGUUGCCAUGGUAUCCAACGGUCAAGCUUACCGGUUAUCUGAUACCCUGCCAGAUCAUUAUAUUAAGCCGUCACAUCGAGAUACGCCGCCGAAAAUGAAGAGCUCAAGCCGAUUGUUCACGAUCGGGCUCGUGGCCUCCUGGUACUCCUCCAACAUUGGGGUCCUUUUGCUCAACAAGUACUUGCUCAGUAACUACGGCUUCAAGUACCCGAUCUUCCUCACCAUGUGCCAUAUGACCGCUUGCUCUCUGCUCAGCUACGUCGCCAUCGCCUGGAUGAAGAUUGUCCCCAUGCAGACCAUUCGGUCCCGAGUCCAGUUCUUCAAGAUCUCCGCGCUCAGCCUCGUCUUUUGCGUGUCGGUCGUCUUCGGCAACGUCUCUCUCCGGUUCUUGCCUGUCUCCUUCAACCAGGCUAUCGGGGCCACGACGCCGUUUUUCACCGCGGUUUUUGCCUACCUCAUGACCUUGAAGAGGGAGGCUUGGCUUACCUAUGUGACCCUCAUUCCUGUUGUUACUGGGGUCAUCAUCGCAAGCGGGGGUGAACCAAGUUUCCAUCUGUUUGGGUUCAUAUUUUGUGUUGCAGCUACAGCUGCAAGGGCACUCAAAUCAGUUCUGCAAGGGAUUUUGCUGUCUUCUGAAGGGGAGAAGCUGAAUUCUAUGAACCUUCUUCUUUACAUGGCUCCAAUAGCUGUUGUCUUUCUGCUACCUGCAACACUUAUUAUGGAAGAAAAUGUGGUUGGCAUCACCCUGGCUCUCGCCAGAGAUGAUUUUAAGAUCAUCUGGUAUCUACUAUUCAACUCGGCACUGGCAUAUUUUGUGAACCUGACCAAUUUCUUGGUCACCAAACACACCAGUGCUCUUACUCUCCAGGUAUUAGGAAAUGCAAAAGGGGCAGUGGCUGUGGUGGUUUCAAUUUUAAUUUUUAGAAAUCCUGUCUCGGUUACUGGAAUGCUCGGUUAUGCACUCACAGUCUUCGGAGUUAUACUCUACAGUGAAGCCAAGAAACGAAGCAAAUGACAUCAUUAUGGGAGUGAAUUAAGUGGAUUUUUCUAUAAUUCAAUUUUCUAAAGCAAGUACAGCAUUGACGCAAAUGGAGGGGAGUUUUGGCGAUCAUGGUUGGUGCCUUGGUUCUUCCCUCUAAUAUUUUUUCUACCUUUGCCCGGAAGCCUCAGAGAUUGGCUUCCACUUGUAUCAGCAAAAAUUCAGGAUUAGCCUUAAAAGUAGAAAAAGUUCAAUAAGCGACUUAUAUGCCUCUAUUAUUCCCGUCUGAGGGUUUUGGAGGAAUGUCUGGAAAUGCUUUCUCAUUCUUUCAGGAAGGGUUUGUAGAAUUGGGUCUCAACACAGUCAGUCUGUUAUUAACAUUCCAAAUAUUGAUUAAUUAAUGAAAAGCAUACAUAAUCUUUCCAUUC
Molecule: messenger RNA, 1754 nt
Organism: Carya illinoinensis
Lineage: Eukaryota; Viridiplantae; Streptophyta; Magnoliopsida; Fagales; Juglandaceae
Product: probable sugar phosphate/phosphate translocator At3g11320
Exons: 6
Coding region: 145-1362 (405 amino acids)
Cellular component (GO): Golgi apparatus
Molecular function (GO): antiporter activity
Source: RefSeq, a predicted model, not a curated record